AAAGUGUCUCAUAUACCUCCCAAGUUAGGAUACCAAUCUAAAGAUCUCAACUGUAAAGACUAAAUCACUAGAUCUAUGUCCCUUUGCACUUAGCGGUUUUACGAACUGGCUAAUUCGUACGAUUUUAUACGAUGUGAUAAGUAAGUAGCCUACUAUUAUAUAUUUAAAAAAUACAAGCAUGAAGCUACACUCUUCAGUGAGCAGAUAGGCUAUUAUACAAACCCAGAUCGUACGAAUUUGUCACCAAUUUUCAAAAACGUAAAACAGCCACGAGUUUAAUUAAAGCCAUUUCAACCUAAAUUUUUCUGGAGAAUCAAAUUGACCUUUGUGUGGCUUGGAUACCACGAUGAACAAACAAUGUAGUGUCCUACACAGUGUGUGUGUGUGUGUGUGUGUGUGUGUGUGUGUGUGUGUGUGUGUGUGUGUGUGUGUGUGUUUUGCAUAUAGCUGUUAAAGGAAUUAAAACAUUCUGUAUCCCCCUUAAGUGUGUGGGUGAAAAAUGAGAAGUCUUCAUAGCACCGGCACUCGACUGUUUAUAUUACACGUUUAGACGAGUGAAGCUAUUUCUUUAGUUCGCUUCCAUCUUAUUUGCCGCAUUCUGCUCCAAUCAGGUUUCCUAGACUCUGAAACACUCCCCCUCUUCAUGCAAAACAUCUGUGGGAACUUUAAUAGAUGAAAGCUCAAAACCACAAUCGACUUCCUUUUGUUUUCAAGAAGUCACUUUACGUCAGCCGGUUACUGAAAACAGAUAAACCUUCGAAAUAGUGAGCGUUUGAUAAAAAAUUGCUUUCUUAACACGCCUUACAGCAUAGAUUAAGGAGAUCGCUUUGCCAUAUGUGUUGCCAUACAAGUGCACGUUGAAAUUAAACUUUCUUUAAUGACGUGACAUACGUUUUAAUGACUUCACAUUAAAUUGUAAAAUCUGUCUGCACGCUUCCCAAACAAGAGCCAAGAAUCCAUUAAUGUGAAUGUAAUUAUGCAUCUAUGCUAUAAAUAUCAAAGGACUAUAUUAUUGUACUUUUGAAAAAGAAUAAAAAGCUACAAAUAUUGAAACAGGUAGAUUAUUUAAAUGGUGUGGAAAUGGAUGGAUUUCAUGUGCAACUCUAUCAGCUUAAACUGUAUCAGAUUUACUGGUGCUUUAAUUGAUAGAAAGAUAGUUAUAACCUGUGUGGCAACCAACUAAUCUAACCUAGACAGUACAAUAUACAACAUACUUCACAGGAGAGUGAUCAUGAAGGAUAUGGUUAUUACAGCCUCAAAAAGUUGCACUACAGGAGCAAAUAUUUCCACUGAAUAAAAUAAGUGUAAUAAUUGCAAUGGCCCUGCUAUAGUUCCCCUGUAUCAGGGACAGAAUCCCGGAAAAGAACAUUUAUUUUGUAUUCUCUGGAAUUUCAUAUUUUGUUUGUCCAUGAUUUAAUUUUCUUGACCCAGUUGCAGACAAACAUAGUGGGAGUGUUCAGAAUUAUUUAAAUCUCAGUAUAUAUUCAGGGACUUUGCAGACACUGAGCAACAUUUUCUUAAAAUGAACCUAGAUGUGAAGAAUUUUGCAUGGAGAGCAGCUACAAAAACCUAUUCACUAAAAAAUGAUUAAGAUGAAUGCAGAUGAAAAUAUGUGUGCUCUAAAGGAAAAGACUAAAAACAUCCUCACCACAACAUUUUGGUAGCAUUUGUUGAAUAAAAAUCUGGUAAUGCUGGAAUGAAAUUCACACUUGACAGCCCUGCAGCGAAUUGACAGGAAUUUCCCAGCAGUAAAUGCCAAAUCUCUGAAGUUCCACAGCACACAGAGGCCUGACAUAAAACUUCAGAUCUCUUUGCUUAUCAUCCAAUCUGACUAAACCUUCAGUGAGAGUGGGUAAGUUCUGGCAAAUGCAUGGGAAGUUGACAUGAAAUGCUUUUGGGAAGUUAAUAUGUCCCACAGAGUGACAUGCUAUUGUCCAUAUUUUAAACAUAAUUUUCCAAUUCUGUUAAGAAGUUUUUGAGAGGCUAAAUGGGAUAUUAUUCAAAAACAACCCCAAGACAGUUUAAAUGAAUUGGUGAAAAUGGUGCAAAACUUGAAAUUGUGGUACUGAUUUGUCAAAUGUGGCAAAACUUCAAGUGGUGCCAAAAUUCACAACCUCAGUGUUAUAAAGCGCCUCAUGAAAUGAUGUGCCUGUGGCAUUUGUGCAUCACCAGUGUAUAUGGAGGAAAGUCUCUGACUUGAAUGACUUCAAGGUCAGCAAGACCAUGAUAGAUUAUUUUCCUGAAUACAUAAUAGGCUGUACUGCAUCACAAUCCAAUUCUAAACAAAGCCGUCUGUGUGCCAAUGGAUUAAAAAAAUCUGUCAGUGGGGAAAACUGCUGAAUACCUCAGAAGAAUGCAAAGGAUUUGUCUUCCUGGUAUGUACAUUCCUCCAAGAUUUAGGAAACCGUAUUAUGGAGAUACUGCAUCAAGAAUGACCACGGAGGCUUUCCCACAUUUUGCCUUGUACGACUCUUUGACCUCAGUGGCAUUUGUUCACAGAUCAGUCAAUGCUCAAAUAUCUGCACAAAUUGAGCAAAUGUUGAGUUCACGCAAAAAAAAAAAAAAAAAAAAUUACUUGGAAAAUGUUUUACUUUUUUCUUGUGAUCCGUGAGAACUAACCUGUAAAUACUGACCAAUCUGUAGAGGCUGCUUUUAAAUGAAUUAGGUAGCCACUGAAGGAACAAAGAUACCACUGUAAAACUCAUUCCUUUUAACUGCCACAUUUAAAAUGAAUUUGAUUAGAGAUGGUUGUUUAAAAAUGAAUUAACACCAAGGCAAAAACAAAGAAAUCAGCAGAUCAAGAUGCUGAUGCACCGUGAGUCGAGAAACCUGCGAUGAAUACAGUCGUGUAUAUAGAUCAUUUUGUCAUGUUAUGGAAACAUUAUAAUUUCUAGAGAUUAAAUAUUUAUUUAUUUAUAGGAUUCAUUUACAAUUCACAAACACGUAUACGUGUCACACAGACCGCGCUCACGUGUAGCAGAAAUAGUAUUUCAAAAUCCCAAUCAUGUCGAUUACAAUAAAUAAGAAGUCAUCAGACUAUAUACAGUGUUAUUUUCAUUAACUGCAUAAGCAAUCCGUCAGGGUAAAAUAUGUUUUGUAAAAUGUACAGUUUAGUAAAAAUGCAUACGAACGCAUAGCGACCAAAGGACUGACUAAAUAUCUCACAUUGCAUUUAUAUGCUUUCAUUUCAUUAUCUUUGCCUAUAGCUAUAUUAUUACUGCGUCAUUGCUUACUAAAACUGCGCAGAACAGAUUUGCCUCCUUUUGAGAUGGUUUAACAUGACCAGUGACAGUAUUUGGCCACUUGAUGAAGGGUGAUAAAUCUCACAGGCUGGUUCUCUGCUCUGCUGACCAGAUAAUUGAGUCACUUUUUAUGCACUGUUUAACUGUCCACGACCCUCUGUUGUUUACGUGUGAAUUAAUCUAGUGUUUUGUGUCGGGCGCCAGUGUUAGGCUACUGCAGACACUGACAAACAGGGCAGACGCAUUCACUUAUCAACAUGCGACCUGUCUGAGGCAUUUCGAAAUAGACAAUUGAGCAAGACUGAUAAUUGAGUGAAAACAACAACUUGUUCUCAUUACAUACAGAUUUUUUUUAUAUAUAUCUAAUCAUUUCCCCCUCCAAAGAUACAUUUAAAUGUUUAAUAAACUGAGUUUAGUCGAGGUUAUUUGUCAGUGAUUUAAAAAAAAAAAAAAAUCGAAUACAUGUUGUUUUGGUCUUUUAGUAACCCUAAAAGUGUCUAAAAAAAUAAAUAAAAAUGAAAGCAUAAUUUAAAAUUUUGGACACGAUUAUUCGUGGCACAGCAUUUUGCUAUUUCAUACAUAGUAUCAAACACUGAUAAACUGCAAUAUCUCCACAUUAAUAAUGUGCAUCUCUUCACUAAUGUUAAUUAUUCUGACGCGCUUGUCUUUUCCCCGUUGCGUUUCUCAGGUAAAACGCUCAUCUGGAGCAAUACAUGACCUUCUGUGCGCGAAAAGAGGCCAACAGUGACGCUGUGCGCACGAGACUUGGAAGUUCACCUUCUCUGGGUCCCACAGACCGACAGAUGCGUGUCCUAAUGAUGUUGACAUAUUCACACAACAGCGAGCGAGGCAGCGCUGUUUCGCGGCAGCAAUAGAGUUCUCAAACACCUUUUUAUAAGUCUGAAGUCUUUCCCCUCCACCCGACCUGUUAAAACCACGCCUACAGAGCAACACAAUUGGUCCGAAAGCGUCAAAGAGCCAAUCAACAGAGAGCUGCUGCUCGAAACAUGCAACACAUCCACACAGCUGAAGCCUAUGGAGUUCAGAAGCACUGGGAAUAUCUCUGUGCUGGACCCCGUUCUCCGCAUAUCGCGCUCUGCUGAAAUGUGUGUGCGCGUGAGAGGACGUGUGUGUGCGAGCGUGUGAAGGUGUAUACCUCCAACAAGUAAAGACAGAGGAAUUAUUCCGAGGCAACGAAAUAUUUCAACACAUCUCUUUGGCAGGACUCGGGACGAUCUCAUUAUUACAGGAAUGUCUGUUUUAAAGAAAGCCCAAGGAAACCGACAUACGCCGCAAGCAGACAUACAGUGACUCGGUCGUCUUUAAUUUCAUCCUUUAAUUUUUUUUUUCUCAAUUUCAUAGCGCGCUGACAAAAGACAAGCGGCAGCCGCGAAGAUUAAUGGAUAGCUGUUUCUUACUUUCUCUUUUACACAGUUUGUUGGAAUCCAGCUAGUGAAACAAUUAAGAGACUCGCGCACUGAGGCGUCGCAGGGACGCUGGACUUGGUGAAGCACUUCUCCAGCGCAGAUUUUUAGCUGAUUGUACAUCCAGACGCUCGUUUUAAGGAACACCGCAUCUGCUAUCUGGACUUGAAUGAGCUUCCCGAUGAGAGAUCCAGUUAUUCAAGGAUCCAGUAUGGCAUAUCACCCGUUUUUACCUCACCGGGGUCCGGAAUUUGCCAUGAGUGCAAUGCUGGGUCACCAGCCGCCCUUUUUCCCGGCCCUGGCACUGCCACCCAACGGCUCCCUGUCCCUGCCCGGGGCGCUGGGCAAACCGAUAAUGGAGCAGCUGAUGGGCGCAGCAGAGACCGGCCUUCACUUCUCCUCACUGGGACACCAAGCCGCCACCGCGCAUCUCCGGCCUCUGAAGACACUCGAGCCCGAGGAAGAGGUUGAAGACGACCCGAAAGUGCACCUAGAAGCCAAAGAACUCUGGGAGCUUUUUCACAAGCGCGGCACAGAAAUGGUUAUCACUAAAUCGGGAAGGCGAAUGUUCCCUCCGUUUAAAGUCAGAUGCACGGGCUUGGACAAAAAGGCCAAAUAUAUUCUGUUGAUGGAUAUUGUUGCGGCUGACGACUGCAGGUAUAAAUUUCACAACUCUCGCUGGAUGGUGGCGGGAAAGGCUGACCCCGAAAUGCCAAAACGGAUGUAUAUUCACCCCGACAGUCCGGCCACUGGAGAGCAAUGGAUGUCUAAAGUCGUCAAUUUUCACAAACUUAAACUGACGAAUAACAUCUCCGACAAGCAUGGAUUUACGAUACUUAACUCCAUGCACAAAUACCAGCCGAGAUUUCACAUUGUGAGAGCCAACGACAUACUGAAACUCCCAUACAGCACGUUCAGAACCUACGUGUUCCCUGAGACUGAUUUCAUUGCUGUCACUGCCUACCAGAAUGACAAGAUAACACAACUGAAAAUUGAUCACAAUCCUUUUGCAAAAGGAUUUCGUGACACUGGAAACGGGAGACGCGAAAAAAGAAAACAGCUGGCUCUGCAAUCGAUGCGUUCAUAUGAGGAGCAGCAGAAAAAAGAAAAUGGGACGUCAGACGAUUCCUCGGGCGAACAAGCGUCCUUCAAAUGUUUCCGCCAGGCUUCGUCUCCUGCGGUUUCAACUGUUGGACAGAACUUAAAAGAUUUUUGUGACAGUGAUGAAGAUAGUGAUGACGAAGACAAAGAUGGGAACGUGAAAGACGCCCCAGACUCGAAUAAAAUUUCCACCACGACUGAGGAUUCAAAGGAUCACGAUGCGAGUUUAGGCAAAAGUCUUUUUGGUGAAAGUGACUCUGCCGGUCGGAGAACUGAGAAAACACGUGCUGACUCACGGCAGAGUCCCAUCACGCUCAUCUCUAGCACCACUCGGUCCGGCGAGGAGCUCAAGAGUCCAGGCCGGGAACAGGCCAAAACAGACGACUGCCGGACAGUGAGCAAAGAGAAUUACAUGCCAUUGACUGUCCAAACAGACGGGGCUGCGCACUUAAAUCAAAACCACUUGCACAAUUUCGGAUUUCCGCCGGGUUUGGCCGGGCAGCAGUUUUUCAAUCACUUGGGUGGUGCCCACCCUUUCCUCUUACACCCUAGUCAGUUCAAUAUGGGAGGCGCUUUCUCCAACAUGGCCGCAGGGAUGGGCCCCAUACUGGCAGCAGUUUCCUCCGGAGGGGUCAGUUCGAUGGACACGAGCAGCAUGCCAUCGCCCUCACAGAGCCUCACGGGAGCACCGCUGCCCUUCCAUCUGCAGCAGCACGUGCUGGCGUCGCAGGGUCUUGCUAUGUCUCCUUUUGGAGGUCUCUUCCCGUAUCCUUACACAUAUAUGGCCGCCGCGGCUGCUGCUUCAUCUGCCGCCUCUUCAUCGGUCCAUCGUCAUCCUUUUCUAAACGCGGUGCGGCCCCGGUUGAGGUACAGCCCUUACUCUUUAGCGAGCGUCCCCGAUAGCACUUUGCUUACGACAGCUCUCCCACCCAUGGCGAGCAGUGCCAUGGAUCUGAAGGCAGACGGGAUGAACACGAGUCCCGCUUCAGCUCCUCUGGACUCUGAGGUCACCAGCCGCUCGUCCGGUUCAGUAUCACUGUCACCAAAAACCUGCGCCGACAAAGAUUCAAGCACCGAGUUACAGAGCAUCCAGCGCCUGGUCAGUGGCCUCGAAUCCAAACAGGACAGAGCACGCAGUGUGUCUCCAUAGACCGGGCAUGAUGAAGACAUGUUGCGUACGACGAUUAACCCGUUUACAAUACGGACCUGCAUCGGAGAAAUAAGUUUAGACUCAAAAUGCACUUUGGUAAAACAAAAAUAAACACGUAAUAUGUAUGUUGUUCUUUUGUUAAAUUAAAACAGUAACUUUGAUUUUUUUUUUUCCUCCAACAAUUUGAAUACCAUAGAAGUAUUGAACAGCGAACAGUUUGGCAAGGAUAUCAGAGACUGAAUAAAUGAAUAAAGCUGCUGCUCCUCUUUAUGUUGAACGUCAGGUUGAUAGUGAUUUAGUUUAAUAUGCACUCUGAUAGGUUCUUGCUUUAUUUGAAUCUGAUAUUACUUUAUCGGAUGUGUUUGAAAACAUUCAUGAUUUAAAUUUACCGGAGGCAUAUAGCGUGUCAAAGACCAGACCUAAUCAAGACUGCUGUUUUUUAAGUUAACUCUUUUAUUCUGCAUAGUUUGAAGCGCAAAUUCACGAAAUCUACAUAAUUUUUUUUAAGAAUAUUUUGCAGUGUGACGGAGAUUUCACAGUAAACCCUUAUAUAUGUGUAAUUUUUUUUAAUUUAUUUCUUUUUCGUAAAUUGAGGGAGGCAGUCUAGUCAAACAUUUAUGUUGUUUUAAUGUCCAAAGUUGUCAAUCAGUCCACAGACCACUGAUUAAUUGUCUAGAUUAACAGACGCGGUACUAAAAUUGCUAAUAAAAAUCCAGCUAAAAGGGAUCAUAUGGAUCAAAAAUGGUUAUAAUAAAUACAAAUGUAAAUAACGAUAUAUAUAUAUAACAUAUUUAUGUAAUUAUUUCAUAUGAAUAUUGCUUGUAUAUAACUGAGGUUCUUCGUUUGUUCGUUUGUUUGAGGGAGCUUAACUUAAUUUAUUGUUGAUAUAUGUGUGUAAAAUAGUUUGUGAGCAUUUUCCUUGUUGAUUACGUUCUCAUUUGCGAUUUCACUCGUAACAACACAGCGCUAGUUUCUCUAGCGGAAAAAAAAUAAAUGUGCCAUCAUCGUUUUGAUUAACUGUUGUGUGUUUAAGUGCUUUGGUUCAUACAAAUUAAAGGCGAUAACACAAUGCAUCAAUGGCUUGAAAGUGAUGACACUUUUCUUUCACAGCAACUAAAAAUGCUUUAGUCAAAGUGUGUGUUUAAAUUGACUUUUUGUGACCUAUGAGCCUAAACUGCCCCCCCAAAAAAGUGCAGAAAAAGCGUAAGGAAAUAAAGGUUUUCCAUUGUGUUCCCAUUGUG
Messenger RNA from Megalobrama amblycephala (Wuchang bream), 8158 nucleotides. RefSeq names its product T-box transcription factor 3a (gene tbx3a). The record is from RefSeq and is a predicted model, not a curated record. Lineage: Eukaryota; Metazoa; Chordata; Actinopteri; Cypriniformes; Xenocyprididae. Gene Ontology annotation, molecular function: DNA-binding transcription factor activity, RNA polymerase II-specific; RNA polymerase II cis-regulatory region sequence-specific DNA binding. Gene Ontology annotation, cellular component: nucleus. The transcript is spliced from 7 exons. The coding region runs from base 4836 to 6917 and encodes 693 amino acids. Gene Ontology annotation, biological process: heart looping; cardiac chamber development; positive regulation of DNA-templated transcription.